Molecule: messenger RNA, 6686 nt
Organism: Myripristis murdjan (pinecone soldierfish)
Lineage: Eukaryota; Metazoa; Chordata; Actinopteri; Holocentriformes; Holocentridae
Gene: shisa7b
Product: shisa family member 7
Exons: 8
Coding region: 1690-3747 (685 amino acids)
Biological process (GO): regulation of AMPA receptor activity; regulation of short-term neuronal synaptic plasticity
Cellular component (GO): postsynaptic density; postsynaptic membrane; AMPA glutamate receptor complex
Source: RefSeq, a predicted model, not a curated record
UUUAAUCGACGUGCAUCUUUCUAGAUCCCGCGCUCUCUCUGUUCUAAAUCUGUGACCGGACAGCCAGCGAUUUCUCGUCUGACAGGAACGUGACAUUCUCCUCGUCGUCUCGUGUUCCUCUGUGUUGACGGAUGAAUCCGGACAUUUUCAUGUCUGUUCUGUGGGCAGAACCUCGCUGCCCUGCUAGAACCGGGCCCAAGCCCUCCUUUGUUCUCUUCUGUUGGGCCAAGCUAAAUUCAGAGCAAAGACACUCGCGCAAGGGGAUCGAACGCACAUAGAUCCUCCUUUUAUAUCACCGUUUUUGCUUCCCCUUGUUUUCCUUUCCGUCCUUUUUGCCACUAAUUCCUCACUCAUUAUCUCUCCUAUUAGAUCAUCUGUUUUCACCAGCUGUGAAUCCCUCUGUAAUCAAUAAGUUGAUUGAUCUCCAACCUAUAGUUGCUCAUUAGUAGCAAUUGGUUGCGGUGCCCUUCCUUUCCUUUCAUGCUGCUCGUCGCUGCCGUUAAGCAGUACCUUCCUCCCGAGGACGUUCCUAACUGGACCGCCCCUGUCUGGAUCUAAAUUCCUCCUUGGCUAGAAUUUAGAGGCGAAAAUAUCGAGAGCUUGUUUGUCAGGCAAAUUGAAAGUGUGAUGCAAGAGGCGCAAAAUUAAAAUCCUAACCAGUGCCAAAAUUAGACUGAUUGGCCCUCAGCUUGUUUACAAGACAAAGUUGAGAUCUCUGAAGCUGCCAGCACUGUUGUUUACAGCACACACAAACAGCGAAAAAAUCUGAUUUGAGUCAAAGAAAGAAAAAAAAAAAUAGCUUUUCCGUUUAUGAUUUCACAAGCCAGAUAUUUACACAGGACAACAGAAGUGCCAAGCUCAAACAAAAAUACAUCCAGCAUAUGUUAAAGUUGCUGAAACAUUGAAAUAAUAAUAUUAAUAAUAAUAAUAAAGUUUACAUACAGCUCUAAAUGUUUACAGAGUACGUUUUCCAUCGCCGUUUCCUACAUGAAUUGUAACUUGUGUGCCAUGAAGUUUGUUGGGCUGAACGAGUCCCGCAAAAGUCUUCAGUAGGAGGUGCAGGGUUUGUUUUAGGGACGUUAUUGUUUUACGAGUUUACAGUUUUUACAUACACAUUAGUUUACAGAAAAAUUACUGCCUGUUGUCAAGAGAACCCAUAACGUUGGUCCAUGAACUGACCAGUGUGUCUUUGUUGACUAGCGAUCACAUCACAGUUAAAUAUCAAGCUGCCAUGAAACAAACCCAUAUCAUCGUCUGCUUUUUACUCGGCUGAAGUUGUGAAGUUGUUCAGAUCAGUUAUUUUAGAACUAUAGCCAUUACGCCGGCGGUUCCUAUAGGGCCUAAAAACUCUGAAAGACAUAAACCUCAAUGUUUACAAAAAGCUGCUUAAAGGGAAGGAUUUGCAUUCAGAGAAAUGUUUACAUUAAGAUGAAGGAGUGAAAUGCCAAACACACAUGACAUUGCUUGAACAAACUAAAUCUACUUAACUCCAAGUGAAACCCUUUUGCACCGCUGCGGUGUGUGUACAUGUGUUUUUAUAUCUCUCUACACUUAACACACACGUAGGCUCGCUAGAUUCGCCUACACACCGUCUCGGAAGAGGACGCUGAUAUCUCACAGCAGUUACGAGCUGUGAAUUUUUAUUUUUCGACAACGGCUCACGAACUUUGUGAUUAAAAAAGGAAGAAAAUGAAGCAAACCCUUUCAAGGGAGGCGUCCUGCACCUCCCUCAUUCUCCUGCUGUUCUUCUGCCUCGCCGUUUCCACGGUAACCAUCACUACAGAGCGACGCACUGCUGACAACGAUGUCAGAACUCUGACCGGCGGCAGUGACUCUGUUGCUCCUGGUAAAACUGGCACUGCCUUGUUCCUCCUCACCGGCUACAAGCGACCACUGCCACCGCUGCCCGCCGGACCCAAAGCGGCACCGAAAAAAGCCGAGGUGGAGGAUGGAGACGAAGCACCAGUCGGAGCCGCCGAGCUGCCUCCGAAGCCCCUCCCUCAGACCAUGUUGCCAAGGAACAUGACGGCGGCAGACGCCCUGAAGCCUCCGCUUGGUGCCGCCCAGGUGGCUCCGCCUCCCAGACGCCUGGUGGAUGUGGACGUGUGCAGGGGCUACUUUGACGUUAUGGGGCAGUUCGACAACACGUUCAACUGCUCCAAAGGCACCUACAUUUACUGCUGCGGGACCUGCCACUACCGUUUCUGCUGCGAGCACCAGAGGAACCGGCUGGACCAGGACUCCUGCACCAACUACAAGUCGCCUGUCUGGGCCAACCCACAAGUUCCUGUCACGGUGCCGGCGGGCAACCGGCCCGACCCGGACUUCGAGACUCUCCAGCAGCACAACAGCAGCACGGCGUACGUGAUCGGUGGAGUGAUCUCCUUCACGGUGGUGGUGGCCGUGGGCAUCAGGAUCGCCUUCAGCAAGGUGUCGCGCCGGCCACGAAACAGGGACAUCAACAUGCCCAGGGCCCUGGUGGACAUAUUGCGUCACCAAUCCAGCCCAGUGCAGCAGGGAGAGAGGAACAACACAGUGCUGACCACCACCACCUCCGAUGGACGCACAUCCAAAACCCUGUACACCCCCGUCCUGCAGAGCAAAGACAACCGCAUUGGGAACUUGCACCACCAUUUUAACCAGCAGGGGUCUGCUUCCAGCCCCAAACACUCUGCUACCAUCGAGCGAGUGCCUCGUAUGAACAACGCCUCCCAGCUCUCCUCUGGGGGGGGGCUGCUGUCGGGCGGAGGCAAGGGUCUCAGCGGUGUCAUCGGCGGUGGGGGAGGCAUCAAACACAACAGCAGUCACCCUUCCUUCUCCCACUCCUUCCACAACCUGGCCCAGCUGCCCCCCUCCUACGAGGCGGCCAUGAAACCUGAGAUCAGCCGUUACAGCUCCCUGAAGAGGCUGGAGAAAGAGCUGGAUGAAUACUCCAGCUACUACAACUCCAAACGCCGGUCCACCAACGCCCCACCAGCCUUCCACUCCUCCCAGCACUACUUGCCCUGGGUAGGCGACUACACACUCGGAAGCAGGGGCACGCUGCCUCUCCAUGGUUCCCGGCCACGGCUCCAGAUGCCCCCCUCCACCCCGAACCCCUACCCGCUGCCCGCCCAGCCCCAGACGCAUUACACCAGCUCCAGCUUCGACAGGCCGCCGCGCCGCGUCCGCUCCCAGGACCAGCUGCUGGCGUUUGGGGAAGGAAACACCCUGUCCCGCCUGUCCAAAAACCAGCAACACCAGUACUACAAAGCCAUGAUGAGCACCAGCAGGAGCUCCAACUCUCAGACGCUCCGCAGGUCCCACGAGAGGCUCCUGGUCUCACCAGACCAUCUGGAAGACCGGUUGAUGGCGAUGGGACUGAUCAUGGGAGGAGGCGACAGAGCAGGGAUGGUGCCCACCAUGGGACGGCUCAGCCACCACCAGAAGGCACAGUCACAGCAGAACAUCUGCGUCACGCCGUCCCUGGACCGCCACCACAUGAUCAAGAUGAACUCCCACCCGACAUCAGGCCACGACCACGAGCGCAGUGCCGGUGCGAUGGCCGGGGUGGGCAUGCACGGCGGCUGGGAUGCCCACGGGGGCCACGGCGGGGCGGGCUCGGGCGGAGGCCAUCCCAGCGCCCGGCGGAUGGCCUUCGCCAGCAAGCGGCAGAACACCAUCGAACAGCUGCACUUCAUCCCCGGAGGAGGAGGGGGAGCGGGGCAGGGACUGCGGACCGGGAGUAAGAAUGAGGUGACAGUGUGAGGGAGAGAAAGAGAGAGGAAAAAGAAGGAUAGAGGAAAGAAGAUUGAAGUUUUUAAAAAAAAUGUCAAAGGGUUGAAGAGGCCACGCAAGACAUUGUUGGACAGAUCGUAUGAAGAAAGACGAUUAUGAAAGACAGAAAGAAAAAGAUAGGGAGAGCGAGAGAAAGAGAGAGAGGGAGACAGAGAGAGAGAGAGACAGGCAGUCUAACUUGGAAAAGAGAAAAGAGGAAGAGGUUUGACCUCGCUCGCACGCUGCUUUAAAGAACUGCACUCACUGUCCUGACCAAAGUGCAGCACGCAGCAAUCCUCCCCCCGGUAAUGAAACCCAAAAUGCAGUAGAAGAUGACAGUUGUAUUGCCAAUUGAUUUAAUUGUUGUUACCUUGUGUAAUCGGAAAAAGAAAAUUUUCAGCCAUAGGGAAGUCAGAAAAGUCCAUUUUUAAAAGAGAGCGAGAGAAAAAAGCAAAUCAUAAUCAUAUCAUGUCUUGUUCCCCUGUGAAUGCAAUUUAAAGCCUCCUGGGUAAUGGCUGGGAUUUAGUGACGUUUUAUUGAUGGAUCCCAUUGGGAUGGAUUUGUUGGAUUGUCAAUGAGUUUUAUUGAACCAUCUCGAGUCCUCCAGUGCUCUGACAGAGAUGCAUCUGUCUUUGAAUCCACUGUGGAUGGAUAUAGAGUACAGAGGGAGAGAGAGAUGGCUUGGCUUGUCUUUGUAUUACAGUUAUGAAGAGUAUUUAAGACCAAACAGUGUUGAAAACAAAUGCUUUUGUAUGAAAUUAACCUAUUAAUAGUAUUAAUAUUAAUGAGCCCUGUAGAACUUUGUGUAUUCUUGAUUGAAAAAAAAAGAAAAUGUAACCUUUAGCCACGCAGUUUGAGGACGAAAUGACCGGACAUUUGAGCUGCCCGUCAUUGCAAAGAGAAUCCUCGGUGGUUUGAUGCAUUCCAGUUUACAAGCUGCAUUUCAAAAUCAACUGACCACCAUUUGAACAAAUCGACUUGACGAAAAUUGCUUGUAUAAAAUCAAACUUUUCUUUGGAGUAUAAUUGAAGCUAUCGUAAGGCCUUCGCUAGCGAAAUAGUGAAUUCUAGAGGGCGUACUAUGUUGUCUGUGUUUUUUUGAAAACAUUUGUGAAAUGACCCUUGCAUAAUUUGAGAAUAGAGCUUGGUUUCAAAAUGGAUGUAUAGUAUUUUGGAAGAAGACCCUUCAUUUUGUUUUUAUAAUGGAGGAUUCGGGUCGUGUAUCACACAUUUUUUUAGUAUAGACCCCGACCGAGCAAACGCCCUCCAAGCACUGUUGGUCAGUUUUAAGCUUUUCAUCGUAAGUUUGUAGAGAACCAGUGGGCUUUUACUACCAAUAGAUAUUUAAGAAGCGCUGCCAUACUUCUCCUAAGUCUUCACUGAUUGCCACAUAUUAUCUGCAAGUUCAGCUGUUCACCUUGUAUGAAGGGUAGGGGGACAGAAGGGGUUGGAGGGGGACAGUGGACACUUCACACCAAGGGCUAUACUGAAAUUUAUUUGUGUGUGUGUGUGUGUGUGUGUGUGCGUGUGUGUGUGCGUGUGUGCAUGUCUGUGCACUGUACAGCGUCGGCUUUUCAUUUUCUCUGUCGUUUUUUUUUUCUCUCCCUUCACUAUUCCUUUUGCGUGUCAGUAUCGGGAGACAUGGUCGUGCAUCGGUGCACCAUCACCAUCAUAUAAACUUGAUUUCUAUUUAGGGUUAUUUUUUAAACAUGUACAAAUACGAUGGGAGAAGCUAAACACGCAAGGGAAUUCUGCAAAGCUACUUUGUGCUGUUUGUGACAUUUGAGGAAGUUUUGUGUCAUGUUAACAAAAGAAAAGAAAAGAAAAAAAAAAAAAAACACGACCAUACUCCCUUUUGGUGUAAUAGCACUGCUGAAGGGUUGAGGUGGCCAUGAUGAUGUCAUGUUUGUAAACCGCUUACUUCUACUUUUCCGUUCAAGCCAUCCGGUUUAUUUUUCUAAAUAUCUGACGGAGAGACAGACCGAGAAGUGUUACCGACAAAUAACCAUCGAGGCUGGAUUCUUUUUAGCGGGUUUAAGGGAGUAAUGAGGCCUUAUUUGAGGUUUUCUUACCCUCUGAAUUGCAUUUAGAUAAAUAUUUGUGAUGAAAGCUGCUUUCUGACAGAUGUAUUUAGUCACUUACUAUGAUAUAUUUUCAUGUGUUAAUGGUCAUAUCCAUUAAGAUCUUGAGUGUAGAGAUCACCCUUGAUCGGAUUAUUAAUGCUUUUACCAUGCUUUUUCUAUUGUUUUAACUCAUUUCCUUUUUUUUUUCUUUUUUUAAUCUGUGAAUUUCAAUGUAUAAUCCUGGAUUUUGAAUAUUCAACUUUGUAGUGGAUUAAAAAAAAAAAAAAAAAAGAAGAAGAAAAAUCUUUGUAUUCUUGAGGAGAACAAAAAAAAAAGCUGAUGCAAUCAAAGAGAAAAGACUAACCGCAUGAUGUCAAAAGCCAGUGUUGAUGAUGUCAUAGUGCUGACUUAUGAUGUCACAGCGUGUAUGUGUAAUGUACAUGCGUCUGUUUUUAAUUUGUGUGCCCAUGUGUGUAACUUUCGGUGUCUUCUUAAGGAAUGCUGAACCUCAUCUUGACUAAACUUGGGGGCGCGACUGCGAGUUCGGAGCAAAUAAUGUGUCUUCGGGGGGAAAACACAUUAAGACCCAAGUUCAGAUAUUUAAUUGUUCAUAUCGACUUGCUAUGAAUUUUUAAAGGCCUGUAAAAUAGUGACAUUGAUCAAUCACUGCUUUUCUUGUCGAGCUGCGUUCACCAAAGCAAGAACUUUUCAUACGUUUGAAAAUGUAGACGAUGAAAGCCUUGAAACUACUAUGUUGUUUCAAGUUUCGGUGCAACAAAAUAAAUUCAACAAGUGAGUGCAUUAUUUAAUGAUGUCACAAUUUCUAUAAUGAGAAUAAGAACCUGUUGUCUGACUAGAAACAUCUGUU